AUGGAAAAACUAAAAAAAAAUAAAAAAAAACUUAUAUGGCAACAACGUUUUUUAUAUCCACUUUUAUUUCAAAAUGAUUUUUACGCACUUGCUUAUAAUCAUUCUUUAAAUAAAUUUAAUUUAAAAAAAAUAGAAAAUUCUAAUUUAAAUAAACAUUUUAGUUUUUUAACAUUAAAACGUUUAGUUAAAAGAAUCCGUCGAAAAAGAAAUAUAGAAGAAUUAAAUAAAAAUUAUAAUAAAAUUUUUGAUAUUAAUUACAACAAUUAUUUUUAUUCAAAAGUAAUUCGAGAAGGACUUGCUAUAAUUUUAGAAAAUUUUUUUUUAGUACAAUCAAAAAAAAAAAUUGUAAAAAAAUUUACUGAAUGGACUAAUUAUCAAUCUAUUCAUACUGUAUUCCCUUUUAUAGAAGAUAAUUUUUUACAUUCUAAUUAUAUUCUAAAUACAAAAAUACCUUCUUUAAUUCAUCCAGAACUUCUGAUACGAAUUCUUCGUCGACGCAUACAAGAUGCUUCUUUUUCACAUUUAUUACGAUUAAUAUUUCAUAAAAAUAAAAAGUUAGUUACUUUAAAUAUUUUUUCUCAAAGAGAAAUAACUAAAUUAUCAAUAUUUUUAUGGCAUUCUUAUAUUUAUGAAUUAGAAUUUUUUUUAGUAAAUCAAUGGAAAACUUUAAAUUACUUUAAAUCAUUGUCAUAUUUAAUUUCACUUAAUAAAACAUAUUGUAUUACAAAAAUUCAACAUGUUAUUAAAAAACCCUUAGAUAUUAAAUUACAAUUUUUUUAUAAAAAAAAAAUGUCUUUCCAUUAUGUAAGAUAUGAAAAUCAUUUUAUUAUAGCAAUAAAAAACUCCAAUUUUUUAGCAGAAAAAUGGAAAUUUUUUUUUUAUAAGUUUUGGCAAUAUUAUUUUUACUAUUUAUUUAAACUUUCUAGAAUAAAUUUAAAAAAAAUUUCUAAAAACUGCUUUUCUUUUUUAGGAUAUGUUUUUGGUAUUCAAACAAAAAGUAUUAUAGUUAAAUCUAACAUGAUACAUACUUUAUCUAAAAUAAAUAUUAGCAGAAAAGAAAUUUAUUCUAUUACUCCAAUAUCAUCUUUAAUUGAAUUAUUAGCUAAAGAAAACUUUUGUGAUACUUUAGGGCACCCCAUAAGUAAAUUAGCUUGGACAACUUUAACAGAUGAUGAAAUUUUUAAUCGUUUUGAUCAAAUUUGGAGAAAUUUUUUUUAUUAUUAUAGUGGAUGCAAAAAUAAAAAAAACUUAUAUCAAGUACAAUACAUACUUCGAUUUUCUUGUGCUAAAACAUUAGCGUGUAAACAUAAAAGUACUAUACGUUAUGUUUGGAAAAAGUAUGGAUCAAACUUUUUUGCAAAAUCUUUUUUUUUUAAAAAACAAGAAUUAAUUAGCUUAAAAUUUUUUAAACUAUAUCCUUCGAUAAAAAAAAUUUGGUAUCUUAAUAUUCUUCAAAUAAAUGCUUUAGCAAAAUUAUUGCAAAAAAAAAUACUAAAAACAAAUAGACUAAAUAUAUAG
Messenger RNA from Physcomitrium patens, 1518 nucleotides. NCBI's taxonomy places the organism in Eukaryota, Viridiplantae, Streptophyta, Bryopsida, Funariales, Funariaceae. The record is from the annotation of a RefSeq genome assembly.